Durusdinium trenchii is the source of this 423-nucleotide messenger RNA. The record is from the annotation of a GenBank genome assembly. NCBI's taxonomy places the organism in Eukaryota, Dinophyceae, Suessiales, Symbiodiniaceae.
AUGUUUGGCUGGUUCGCCAUGCUACGCUGCUACACGAGCAAAAGCUGUGACGAAAAAUACAUAAAACGACAGAAGACACAACUGGAAUCCAUGGACCAAUGGACCGCAGCGAAAUCAGGUGGUCCGGUUGAACUGUUCAAGAGGUACCUUUGGCGAGUGGAGAACAAGCAAACCACCUACGCCAAGCAGCUCUCGAACUACGAGCAGGAGAUCAUGAUCCGACGUCUCUCAGAGCUGACGGAUGAGGAGAUCGAUGCUUUGUGCGAGGAGGUGGGGAUUGAGAACGAGGACGUGUCGACUGCAUUGCAAGGAGAUGACAAAAUCAAGGCAUUGUCCAAGAAGGAACAGAUCCUGGAGUUGUUCCGCACUACUGAGAUGAAGUCCAGCAUGGACCCGAGGGCUGGGCUUCCACUCUUCAAGUGA